GACGUGGAGGCGGAAGAAGAAGCCAGAACAAAGCAGCAACAUGGACGACUACUCCGCGCAAAAGCCGGUGCCCGAAAACCUGGACGACCCUCCCAACAGCCGCCUGUUUGUGGUGACCAGCCGCUCCGUGACGGAGGACGAGCUCCGGUCCAGCUUCGCGGUGUUCGGGGACAUCCAGGGCGUGUGGGUGGUCAAAGACAAGCAGACCAAGGAGUCCAAGGGGAUCUCCUACGUCAAGUUCGCGCGCUCCUCGCAGGCCUGUCUGGCCAUGGAGGAGAUGCACGGCAAGGUGGUGUCGGAGGGAACCAAGCCCAUCAAGGUUUUCAUCGCUCAGUCUCGCUCCUCCACCAAGCACAGAGACGUGGAGGACGAAGAUCUGACCAGGAUCUUCGUCACCAUCCCGAAGACCUUCACAGAGGAGGAUCUGAAGGACACCUUCAAGGAGUACGGCGACAUCGAGUACUGCGUGAUCAUCAAGAACAAGGCCACGGGCGAGAGCAAGGGCCUGGGCUACGUCCGCUACUACAAGCCGUCGCAGGCGGCCAUCGCCAUCGAGAACUGCGACAAGACCUACAGAGCCAUCCUGGCUGAGCCUCGCACCAAGUCUCAGGCCAGCGAGGACUACAGCGCCGGCCAGUCCAGGGCCGACUACAUGGCCAGCAGCUGCGACUCCAUGAACCAGUACAGCUACCAGAUGGCCGACCCAGGCAGCUACCAGAUGAUGGACUAUCGUUCGGACUUCACGCGCUGUGUGAUGGUGACCACCAGGGCGGCGCUGACCCAGGAGCAGGUCUUUGCUCUCUUCGACCUGAUUCCCGGCAUGGAGUACUGCGAGCUGCAGAGAGACGCCUAUGGCAUGAGCAAAGGUCACGCGCUGAUCCGCUACAGCAACCUGGGCUCGGCGCUCUACGCCAAGGAGAAGCUCAACGGCUUCGAGUAUCCGCCGGGGAACAGGCUGGUGGUGAACUUUGUGGACGACGGCGAGGAUCGGAGCGGGUCUGUCAGCCGGAUGGCGAUGCAGUUCGUGGCGUCGCAGAUGAUGUCAUCAGUGUGGGCCGGCUCCAACAGCCAGGCCAUGAACACGCAGGCCUACGCCGCUCCGGCCGUGUCGCGGAUCCAGACCGACGUCAGCCUCCCUCCGCCCAAGAAAAUGGCGGCCGCCGACGGCAAGUCGAAGGAGCGGCUCUUUGUGGUGUUCAGCCCCUCCCCCCUGCCUCAGGACGUGCUGGAGGACGUCUUCUGCCGCUUCGGUUCCCUGAUGGAGGUCCACCUGAUCCCAGGGAGGAAGGUGGGCUACAUGAAGUACGCCGACAAACAGUGUGCGGACGAGGCCAUGGCGGCGCUCAACGGCCGCGUGGUCAACGGCGUGAAGAUGAAGGUGAUGCUGGCCGAUCCUCCCCGAGAAGAGUCCUACAAGCGGCCGCGGACCUACUGAGGACGGCGCGGUGAGUUGCUGCUCUCUCUUCUCUCCUGAGGUGACCUCGCCAGAGACGCCACCUCUGAGCCGCGCGAGACAACGUUCAGGACCUCCUGAACCAGGUGUGCUCCUGCUGCGCGCUCUCACGGCCACGUGCUGCUCACCAGCCUGGCUCGUUUACUGACCUCUGCUGGUCAUAGCAACUGGUGCUCUCCACCCUGGACUGAAGCAGCUGCGUCUCCAACCCUUCACCGCAGCAGCAGCAGCGGGACGGUGUCGUGUGUGUCGUGUCCCGGUGUCCGUCGCUCCUGUCCUGUGUGCCUGUGUGUGUGUGUGCGCGUGCAUGCGCGUGUGUGUGUCCUCCAGCGGCCAGUAACUCUGCAGCUUCUUAUCCUCCAGGUGACUGUUGUCACGACACUGACACGCGAACUGACCGACCGACCGACCAACCAACCGACAGCAAGACCUCCUCCCGACUCCCGACCCGACCUUUGACCCCUGACUGCGGUCAGUGACCCAGAGUAGGGCCAGUCUCCGCUGCUGUACUUUGAUGGCGUCGUGUUAGGCCCCGCCUCCUUCCUGCUUCUCUGUUGCCCUGCUUGAGUUGAUUUAGCGGAGACUCUGAUUUGGUCCUGAAGUGAAGACACAACCUGCUGCUGCAUGUGGAUUUGUUGACAAACAACACGUGACUUCCAGCUCUUUGGUGCAUGUUUUGUUCCAAUAAAAG
This is a messenger RNA of Synchiropus splendidus (mandarinfish), 2144 nucleotides long. It is a transcript of the gene rbm45, whose product is annotated as RNA binding motif protein 45. NCBI's taxonomy places the organism in Eukaryota, Metazoa, Chordata, Actinopteri, Syngnathiformes, Callionymidae. The transcript is spliced from 10 exons. The record is from RefSeq and is a predicted model, not a curated record. Gene Ontology annotation, molecular function: RNA binding. The coding region runs from base 41 to 1435 and encodes 464 amino acids.